Aureobasidium subglaciale EXF-2481 is the source of this 2220-nucleotide messenger RNA. RefSeq lists its product as uncharacterized. NCBI's taxonomy places the organism in Eukaryota, Fungi, Ascomycota, Dothideomycetes, Dothideales, Saccotheciaceae. Bases 1 to 2220 code for a protein of 739 amino acids. Gene Ontology annotation, molecular function: transcription cis-regulatory region binding; metal ion binding. Gene Ontology annotation, biological process: positive regulation of transcription by RNA polymerase II. The record is from RefSeq and is a predicted model, not a curated record. The transcript has 3 exons.
AUGUCUUCGAAUCCACAAUCUGCUCUCUCGGCCAAAGCAUCGAAUCCCUCCAAAUCCAUUGGCCCCUCGAACCAAUCGACACCUUCUUAUUCCUUGACGAACGCCUACUUUGGAGAAACACUCGGUCAACGUCGAAGUGGCGGCUCAGGCAGCUCCAACGCCGCUAGUUCGAAGCCCUCGUCGACCCCGCGCAGCAACCAGAGUGCCAAAGCAAAGCACAAGCAAUCGAAGAAGUUUAGACUCGCGGAUGAGGAUGCUCUUGCUGAAUCCGCAGCCAUGCACUCUUUCAGCAGCCGUAAGGGUCAGACCAACAUCACCCAUCUGAUGAGCUUCUCCCUUCCGCCACGCCCCCAGGCACACCAGCACAGCUCUAGAUAUGCAUCCGGUCGUCCUCGACGUAACCCCACUUGGGGCCUUGGUUCUGGCUAUCAUGCUGUAGACAAGGCAAGAUAUGUGCACGCCAAUUAUCGUUUUAUCGUUGAUCCCAGAGCCGACUAUCGCCCACAAGGCGUCGAUGCCGAUGUCCAUAUCGACUGGAACAACGUCUUGCAGAUUCUCGUUUCGACAGAGUCCCAGUCUUCCGCUUGUCCCAUUUGUUUGGGUACUCCCACCGCCCCCAGAAUGGCCAAAUGUGGCCAUAUCUUCUGCCUGCCUUGUUUAAUCCGCUACAUGCAUGCGGAUGACGGCACUGCCUCUGCGGUGGAGAAGAAGGCGCGCUGGAAGAAAUGUCCAAUCUGCUACGACUCCAUCUAUGUUUCUGAGACAAGACCGGUCCGAUGGUACACAGGUGCCGAGUUCGAGCCGCCUAGAGAGGGAGACGAUGUCGUACUACGGUUGAUACAGCGUCCUGCCGGAUCCACCCUUGCGAUGCCCAGAGAAAGCCCCGACGCUCUUGGAAAAGGAGACCACAUCCCCUGGUACUUUGCGGCCGAAGUCAUGGACUAUGCCCGAGUUAUGAAGGGCGGCGAGGAUUACAUGCUUGCUCAACUGGACGAAGAAAUUCAGAACGUAAGAGCUAUGGAGCAAGAAGACGAAGUCAUGUUUGGAGAUGACACACAGUGGACCAGCAAGGCCGUACGCAAUCUCACCGAAGCUAAGGAGAGAAUUAAGGGCAUCGGAAACCCACCAGCGGCACCCAAAAAGCCCGAGGAACCUGAACACAAGAAGCCGACUAUUCAGUUUAACCAAAGCGACGAGGUAGUACCGGAAAUGUACGGCAUUCAGCAGGCAUACAAAUCUGGUCAAAGUCUGCCAAAUGGACAGGCGGGUCAAACAGAGUCGCCGACUUCUGAACAGGACACUACGACUAAGAAAGAAGAUCGAACCAGCAGCAUUCUUUCGACGUCUUUGGCCGAGUUCCAUGCUCGACAACAUGCGGAGCGUCAGCCUGAUACUUACUUCUUCUACCAAGGCCUCUUACACUACUACCUAUCCUCCUUGGACAUUCGCAUCCUGAAGGCUGCCUUCGGAAACUACGACAACUUCCCUUCGUCGAUACUUCCUCGUGUCGAACGUGUUUCUACUGGACACAUUGUCGAUGAUGACCUACGCAAACGCGUCAAGUAUCUAGGACAUCUGCCAUACGGCUGUGAGGUCACUUUCCUGGAAUGUGACUGGACCGACACGGUGCCACCAGCGAUUCUUGAGCAGUUCCAAGGCGAGAUCGAGAGACGACGCAAACGAAACACCGACAAGGAGGCACGGGAGGAAAAGGAACGUGUUCGUGCAGAGAAGGCUGAAGAUCGAGAGUUCGCAGCCGCUCGACGACGACGGGUCAGCAUACCUAGCGAAAGUAAGUUCAGACCGGACGACUUCAUUCCAUUGGGUGCAAACGGAUCCGAUGCAGCAGGCUCUUUCGACGGACAAGGAUCUUCUUCUUCCCCGCCAUGGAGCAACAGUCACCGACCACAAGGAUCCGCCUAUGCCUCUCUUGCAUCACCCGGGACCAGCCCAGCUACUUCAAGGACAGUGUGGGGUACUACGGCCAUCGCGUUGAGCAGCCCCGAACUUGCCGCCCUUCAGAAUGGAAACAUGGAUGAUGGCUGGCUCGAUGGGUGGGAGAGAGAAUUGACGCAGGAAGAUGACCUCAUUGCUCAAGUACAGGCGGCUAGUCUGGAAGAAGGACCAUCUUCUUCCAGCAAAGCCACAAGUGCCGCGAAAGGCAAGAAGAAGGGAAAGAAGAUCACGCUAAUGAGCACGAACGCCAGACGUGGUGCUUGA